GGGGCGGUCUUUGCACGAUGAUGUAAUUGGAGUAAACAGUAAAGAUGGCUUCGUCGGGAUCGGAGGAAGGGUGUUCAGAAGUUAACGGGGUUCUACCUGAAACUGGAAAGAAGAUACUGACUGAUCUACCAGCCGAGUUGCUAGAAUGUAUCUUGUGCUUCCCUAUCCUGAAUAACAUUGACAUUUCCAACGUGUCCUGCAGUUGCAAGAGAUUACAUGAUGUAUGCCACGGCAGAGGGAAGGUUUGGGGACAUCAGUACAAACUCAGGUGGCCUAGGCUGCUGAAGAAUUACCGUCAGAACGAGCCUUGUGAUUGGCUCAACGAAUACAGAAGACGACAUGUGGUCGGUGUCCAAAUCCGAAGAACUGUGGAGUCCAUUUCCAGGAGGUUCUUUACAGAAGUUCCUUGCGUUGGUCAGGUGUUGGGGGACAGCUUUGCUGAGAUUGAGUCUCUUGGAGCACCGGAGCACUUCUGCGAAGAUGAACUCCUCUCCAUUUUGAACUCGGACAGGAGGAAGAGCCUGACUUUGAAGUACUAUGCAAAGAAAAUCCUUUACUUUCUCCGGCAGCAGAAAAUCUUGAGCAUCUUGAAGGGGUUCCUGGACCAACCUCCAGAAGAACAGUCAGCGCUUGAGGGUGCCGUGCUGGUGGACCAGUACUGUAACCCCCUCGCAGACAUAUCCAUGCAGAGCAUAUCUGCCCAGCUCGAGGAGAUCACAGACAAGGUCAAGAAGACGCUGCGCAGUAAAAACCCUUCCCACCCCAGCCUCAGAGCCAAUCCAGAUGACUGCUUUCUGGUGGAGGACUUGGAGCUCCAGAGACAGGUGGUUUGCGCCCUCAACGCCGUCCUGUACGAGCAGCUCCAGUACAAGGGCAACGAGUGUGACUAUUACAACCCCCUCAACUCUUACAUCCACCAGGUGCUGCUCCGCCGGACGGGCAUUCCCAUUAGCCUCUCUGUUCUCUACCUGACCUUAGCCAGGAAGUUGGGUGUCCAACUGGAGCCAGUGAACUUUCCCAAUCACUUCCUCUUGCGUUGGUGCCAGCAAAGAAGAGGGAGUGCAGAUAUCUACGAUUACAUCUACAUCGACGCCUUCGGGAAAGGCAAGCAGCUGACCGCCAAGGAGUGCGAGUACCUGAUCGGUCACCAGGUGACGGCGGACUACUACAGCGCCAUCAGCACGACCGAGGUGCUGCUGAGGAUGGUGGGAAACCUGCUGAACAUCGGCAAGCGAGGAGAGGGGAACGAGAAGUCCUACCAGCUCCUGAGGGACUCGCUGGAUCUCUACCUCACCAUCAACCCCGACAAUGUCCAGUACCUGCUGCUGCAGGCCCGGCUGUACUUCCACCUGGGCAUCUGGCCUGAGAAGGUACUGGACAUCCUGCAGCACAUCCAGGCCCUGGACCCGUCUCAGCACGGGGCGGUGGGCUACCUGGUGCAGCACACCCUGGAGCACAUCCAGCACAAGAAGCACCCCCUGGAACCCUGGGCCAAAAAACGCAGCGCCCCCGAGCACCAGGAGGUGCACUACUCCGUGGGGCUCAUCAUGAAACACAAGAGGUCAGGAUAUAACUGCGUGAUCUACGGGUGGGACCCCAAGUGCACCAUGAGUCAGGAGUGGAUCACCACCAUGAGGGUCCACCAGCUGUCCUACGGGGACAACCAGCCCUUCUACAACGUCCUGGUCCAGGACGGGACGUGUCGCUACGCGGCCCAGGAGAACCUGGAGCCUCACUCCGACCCCCUGGAGAUCGCGCACCCAGAGGUGGGUCGCUACUUCUCCGAAUUCUGCGCCACCCACUACGCCGCCAACGAGGAGCUGCAGGCCCGAUACCCGGAGGACACGCCCGAGACCCUGCGCACCGUCCGGGAGCUGUACCACGGUCCGGCCGCGAACUCGGGACCCCCCGAACCUCCGGGGGUACCGCCGGCGCCCCAUGACCCCGCAGACGCGUGACGCGCCACCUUCCCGCAGCGCGAACGCUCGCGUUUAACCCGAAGCCAACCGACACCCGCCAGGGGGGGUCACAGCCCAGGCCACGCCCACCCAUCCACAUCCACCACCCCCCCCUCCCUCCGCACGGAAUGACAUCAUCUGAAAGUUACGUCUGCCACACACACACACACACGCGCGCGUUUGUAGUGUAAUUAAUGCACUUACGAAGUAUGACUCUUCAUCCAUGAAACGGAAAUUGAUUUCUUUUUCUGUACAUUUGCAAGUAAAAGCUGUAGUAAACCAAUGGA
Anguilla anguilla (European eel) is the source of this 2245-nucleotide messenger RNA. It is a transcript of the gene fbxo21, whose product is annotated as F-box protein 21. The record is from RefSeq and is a predicted model, not a curated record. Lineage: Eukaryota; Metazoa; Chordata; Actinopteri; Anguilliformes; Anguillidae. The transcript has 12 exons. Gene Ontology annotation, molecular function: protein binding; DNA binding. Bases 45 to 1958 code for a protein of 637 amino acids.